GAAACUGUUAUCUAGUUUAUGAACUUCCAAAAUAUUUACAAAUUAGUGAUUAUGUAGAAUACAGUGGAUUCUUUAAAGAUUAUAUGAAUGAUAUAAAUUUGAUUGAAUAAUUAAGUAUGAGUACUACUACAUUGCUAAAUAUCAAAAUAUUGCUAGAAAACACAUAUAAUGCAAUUCAAGAACACAGUUAUGCUGUAUACCAUGAUGUGUGGGGAAAGUCACAGAAGUACUGAGCAGUGAAGUUUGUAUAGUAUUUUAUUAAGGAGGAAGCAUAAAUGUGGGAUAGACUGAAAAACAUAAACAUUCAGUGUUAUUUUUAUGGACCAAUAUAUUUUUAAGGUUUUAAUUCAUUGGUAUUUGAUGAUCAAGAAGUAAGCAUUGCAGUAAAUUAGUUGAAUAAUAAUUAUUUUUUAAGUUGCAAGAGAGAUCUAUAGAGUUGUUGCAAAUGAAAUGACGGUUGAAAACCAUCGGAUUUUCAAUAGUUGAAGAAAGCAAUCACUGAGGUUUCUCCCAUGUGGGUGAUGCAAUUCUAAUAUUUGUUUAUUCACCAAGCAUUAAGCAUUGGAACUACUGACAUAACUUCAGUCAAUAAAAGCUGCUGUAGCUUAAUGAAUUUAAACUGAAAAUUUUGUGGAAGCUGCAAUAAUAAUAAUAAUAAUAAUAAUAAUAAAAAAAAAAAAAAAAUCAAUGAAACAUUCUACGGAAGAACAACUAAUGAGAAAUCCACUCUUCAUUGGUUUGCAAAAUUUUGAUAAGGAUGUUUGAGGCUGCAAAAUGAACCUUAUGGCCAUCUUCCUUCUUCCAUUGAUUUAAAUGAAUUAGAAGAUUUAAUUGAAUCAGUUUCAUGGUAAUUAUACAAGAGAUCACACAUGCACAUUUUUCAACUAUUUCAAGGUACUUAACAGUAACGAGAAAUAUUAGGAAAUUCUACAAAUGGGCACUUUGCAAACUAACUGAUGAAAACAAAGCAUGGUAUUUGAAAACGUGCUCAUCAAUAUUAAGAAAAAGAAAGGUUCUUGUUAUGAACUGUGAAUAUGGAUAAGAGAGAGAUUUUGAUGACAAUCAUAUACAUUUGUUGCAUGAUAGAUGCUUUAGGAAAUACUUCAGAGUUACCUUUGCAUCUGAAAAAGAUAUUAUUUACUGUAUGAUAAUCUGCUGUUGUUCACAGUUCCAUGGAAUUGAGUAGUAAAUGCAGCAUGAUAAUAUAUAGGUAUAUGGCAAAUUGUGCCUAAAGAUUCAGUACUCACAGACAUUGUCAACCCUACAGCAAAUCAACAAUUAGGAAUAUGAAAUUAUACCUCAUCUUCCAUGUAUGUUCUGAUAUUUCCCUAAGAAAUUAGUAUUUUUCCUUCACUUGAGCCAUUUUUUGCCAAGAAAAUGGUUUGCUAGUAAUACAUCAGUUUAUUGGGCAGUCAAGGACUUCACCACUUUUAGAGUUACUAUUUUUAUAAAGAUGGUAUGAUUGGCCUUUUCACACAUCAACAACAAUGUAACAAUGUAUUGGUGCUGCUGGAGCGUACUUUGAUUAAACAGGGUGAUCGAGUUUUCACAAGAGUGUACAACUGUCGAUAUUGCUAUCAGACUCCAGGUUAUGAACAUAUUUGCCAACGAAAUACUUCUUGCCAUGUUGUGAGUGCUCCUCGCCAGAGGUUUAUUGCAAAGUGUUCUGUGAAACCUCAUGUGCUAUGCUUAGGCAAGCGAACAUUUGCUAAGCAUGUGCCUUGCAAUUGGACAAAAGGAUAUAACUGGGGGACAGCUUUACUUUUGAGUAUUGUUUUUGGUGGAUUUGGUGUGGAUCGUUUCUAUCUAGGUAUGUGGCAAGAAGGCAUUGGUAAAUUAUUCAGUUUUGGUGGACUUGGAGUAUGGACAUUAGUCGAUGUUAUUCUAAUAGCUACUGGAUAUCUUGGACCAGCAGAUCAUUCACUUUAUAUAAGAACAUAAAUGCUUCAUGUAAAUAAACUCUUGUUAAGAUUUGUAUAUUAUUAAAAAUUAAAGUUUGUAAUAUUCA
Messenger RNA from Stegodyphus dumicola, 2008 nucleotides. RefSeq names its product TM2 domain-containing protein 3 almondex (gene amx). Lineage: Eukaryota; Metazoa; Arthropoda; Arachnida; Araneae; Eresidae. The record is from RefSeq and is a predicted model, not a curated record.